Alternaria postmessia is the source of this 261-nucleotide messenger RNA. RefSeq lists its product as uncharacterized. The record is from RefSeq and is a predicted model, not a curated record. The transcript has a single exon. Lineage: Eukaryota; Fungi; Ascomycota; Dothideomycetes; Pleosporales; Pleosporaceae. The annotation marks the transcript as partial.
CUUACCAAGCGUAAGCACUCCAAGAGGGAAAAAGAGAAGAGGAAAGCCAGAUCCAAGGCAAAGAAGUUUGGACUGUCAGACUCUGCCUCAGAUGAGUCUUUGUCUGACACUGAGAACAAAACCGAAUCGAGUGAUACUGAGUCCGAGAAGAGUCGCAAGAAGCGCAAGGCACCUAAGAAAGACGCGAAGAAGAGCAAAGGAAAGUCAAAGAGAGAGCCUCGCGCCGAAUCAGGGCAAGAAGAUGCUUCUGACAGCAGUUGA